AUGCGUCUGAUUUCACUUGUCUCGCUAACCACGACCAUUGCCAUUGUCUCACUUGCAGAUUCAUCAAGCAAAGUGUUCAGAAACCCCAACUUUGUGAUCUUCAUGAGUGACGACCAGGACUAUCUGAUGCACUCGCUCGACUACUUGCCGUAUGUUCAGAGGCGCUUCAUCAACGAGGGCACUCAGUUCACGCACUACCACACCACCAGUGCCACUUGCUGUCCGUCGCGCGUGUCGUUCUGGCUCGGCCAGUUUGCCCACAACCACAAUGUCACCGACGAGAAUCGGCCCCACGGAUCGUACUACAAGUUCCAGGACAGCCACUUGGACGACGCCUGGCUGCCGCUGUGGCUGCAGCAGGAAAACUACAAGAACCACUACAUUGGCAAGUUUAUCAACGGACUCGAUGCCAACAACACGGCGGCACCAAAGGGCUGGGAGCACUUUGAGCCUCUGAUCUCCCCUGGAAUCUACAACUUUACGAACCCCAUCUUCUCGCUUAACGGCGGCCCGCUGGAAAAGCACCCAGGCGUAUACCAGACCGAUCUGAUCCUGGAGAAGUCUCUGGCACGUAUCGACGACAUCGCCAACAGUGACGAUCCCGUUCCUCCGAGCGUCAUAAAGCAUUUGUUCCCGGAUGCCAAGGUUCCACGCGACCCGAACUUCAACCCGCUGGUGCAGGACAAGGUCGGCUGGGUCAAGGAUCUGCCGCUGCUGUCGCCGCUCCAGAUCAACGCCAUCGACGAGCACUACCGCCAGCGUCUGCGCUCGCUGCAGGCCACUGACGAGCUCGUCGAGGCGAGAAGGAACCUGGUUGACAACACCUACUUUAUCUACACCACCGACAACGGCUACCAUCUCGGCCAUCACCGCAUGUUUGCUGGAAAGCAGACUCCGUACGACACUGAUGUGCGUAUUCCGUUUAUCAUCCGCGGACCUGGUAUCGCCAAGAAGCAGAUCAACGACAGCCCUGCUACUAGUUCACACUUUGCUGCCACUGUCCUUGACCUCGCCAACAUUGAGCGUCCGGACGGACUGGAUGCCACGUCACUGUUUGACCCGAAGAAGACUGAAUCGUUUGCCAUCGAGUUCUGGAACAAUAACAUUGUUGAGGGUGGUUCCAUGGAGACCCACAUCAACAACACGUACAAGGCUGUGCGUCUUGUGAGCAAGGACUUCAACAUCUACUACUCGGCAUGGUGCACACGCGAGCACGAGCUCUACGAGAUGAACAGCGACCCGUACCAGCUGGUGAACAAGUACAACCGGACGGAUCCCAAUUUCCUCAACCGCCUCGAUGCCCUGCUUCAUGUCUUGCAUGACUGCAAGGGUGAUGUGUGCCAGCGCCCGUGGAACACGCUGCACAAGGACGGCAAGGUCAAGAGCCUCAAGGAUGCGCUCAAGCCCAAGUACGAUGAGCACUACAAGGCGCUGCCCAAGUUCCGGUUCCUCGAGUGCAAGGUCUACUACGACCCCGAAUAA
This is a messenger RNA of Linderina pennispora, 1482 nucleotides long. RefSeq names its product arylsulfatase. Bases 1 to 1482 code for a protein of 493 amino acids. Lineage: Eukaryota; Fungi; Kickxellomycota; Kickxellomycetes; Kickxellales; Kickxellaceae. Gene Ontology annotation, molecular function: N-acetylglucosamine-6-sulfatase activity; glycosaminoglycan binding. The transcript has 3 exons. The record is from RefSeq and is a predicted model, not a curated record.